AUGGCUUCUUGGGGUCUCAUCUCGAGAACCAAGCACCUUGUCAAAGAAGCCACCGCCCAAGCUAUCAACGAUAAAAGCUUCGCACCACUAACGGCACUUGCGCUCUUCGAAAAGCCCAAGGUGGAGCCAUUAUCCGAGGGCUGGCAGGUAGUCGACAACAACUCGGUUGAAGCGCGAACAAAACGCAAAACCGCCAAGCCACCAAUCGACAUCAAAACCGAGACAUCGACAUCUCGAUCCUUCCUGCAUGUCGUCUUCCCUCUCGAGAAUCUGUCCGACGAAUUUGAACAAGUUCAAUUCGAACGCUUCUCACUAGACCAACCCGCAAAGCUGUGGUAUCGAACCAUGUUGCUCAACCAACCUGUUGACACAAUCGAUACACGAGUCGCCGAAAGCAUAGCCGAGAUUUACAAGGACCAUGGUGUAGAGGGUAUUCUGCAGGUCAUCCUCUGGGCCACAGCUUACCGCUUUCAGUCUGGCGAAAGCGUGUUCUGGAGGAAGGUUGAGGAGCUUGCCGGAGAGUAUGUGAAGGGGAAGCACUAUCUCGUCCUAGUUGAGGGAUGCCUUCUAGAGUUACAGAGAGCGCUUGGCGGCAAGCCAACCUUCUAUGACGGCACUCCUUUCAUUGUGGAUGGAGAGUGUUUCUUCGAGUAUCGAGCUGGGAGGGGCUUGGAAUUGAAGUCGUAUGCGGACGGAUUAUCGAUGCUUGGAGUUGAUGAUCUCUGA
Mollisia scopiformis is the source of this 726-nucleotide messenger RNA. RefSeq lists its product as uncharacterized. Bases 1 to 726 code for a protein of 241 amino acids. The record is from RefSeq and is a predicted model, not a curated record. The transcript has a single exon. Lineage: Eukaryota; Fungi; Ascomycota; Leotiomycetes; Helotiales; Mollisiaceae.